Messenger RNA from Chinchilla lanigera (long-tailed chinchilla), 684 nucleotides. RefSeq names its product thioredoxin domain-containing protein 2-like. The record is from RefSeq and is a predicted model, not a curated record. Lineage: Eukaryota; Metazoa; Chordata; Mammalia; Rodentia; Chinchillidae. The transcript has 3 exons. Bases 1 to 684 code for a protein of 227 amino acids.
AUGCUCUGCACUGCAUGGCACGCAUCGCUGCGCUCCACAACGCACGCCGCACACUGGGCUCUCUUCCACGAGGACCCUGGUACCUGCCAGCACCGUGUGUUCAUGAGGUGCCCACCAGGUGCCAAGCCUGGGGGCGUGUUGGUGAGCCAGGCCAGGCAGCCGGAGCCCAGGGCCUGGGCAGUCCUCUGGACGAGGUCGCGCCAGUCUGGAGGCUGGUGCCGAGCCCCCUGGGGCCUGACCACCAGCCCGCCGCUCAGAACCCUCUCAGCCAUCCCCAUGCAGCUCUCAGGGAGCCGCUGCCCCUCCCCACUGCCCAUUGCGAAGGACACAAGCAGCACCAGACUCCUCAGGCCCCCAGCAGCCAGAACGGUGCAGCAGUUGGAAAGCAGAGAGCACUUUCAGCAAACCUUGGCUGGUGCAGGGGAUAAAUUUGCAGUAGCUGAUUUCUCAGCCAUGCGAUGUGGACCUUGCAGAAUGAUCAAGCCUUUCCUUCAUUCUCUGUCUGAAAAAUAUUCCAACACGUUGUCCCUUGAAGUAGAUGUGGAUGACUGUCAGGAUGUCGCUGCAGAGUGGGAAGUCAAAUGCAUGGCAACCUUCUGGUUUUUUAAAAAGGGUGAGAAGGCGAGUGAGCUUUCUGGUGCUAAUAAGGAAAAGCUUGAAGCCACCAUUAGUGAAUUAACCUAA